Coregonus clupeaformis (lake whitefish) is the source of this 2531-nucleotide messenger RNA. RefSeq names its product kelch domain-containing protein 8B-like. Lineage: Eukaryota; Metazoa; Chordata; Actinopteri; Salmoniformes; Salmonidae. Bases 28 to 294 code for a protein of 88 amino acids. The transcript is spliced from 2 exons. Gene Ontology annotation, molecular function: protein binding. The record is from RefSeq and is a predicted model, not a curated record.
UGGAUCAAACCAACCCGAGCCUCCAGGAUGAGGGAUAAGAGAGCAGACUUCACGGCCGGUUGUCUGGGAGGAAGGGUCAUCGUUGCAGGGGGACUAGGAAACGAGCCGUCACCCCUGUCGUCAGUGGAGAGCUACAACCCUGUGAAGCGGCGUUGGGAGUACGCUGUCCCCAUGCCCAGCCCCCGCUGCUGCUGUGCCCCCCUGCAGACCCCCAACAUGCUGUUCCUCAUCGGGGGUGUGGCCCAGGGGCCCAGCAACGCCGUGGAGGCCCUCUGUCUCAGAGAGACUGUGUGAUACACACUGGCAUGGCUACACACACUGACAAACACAGCCAAGGACUGUGGCGCUAUUCGUGCAUACACCAGUACAAACACAUUAUUUGUGUACAGGUGAGGGACACACACACUCACAUAGACUCUUGUUUGCACCUUCGGAUAUUGACCUGGAAACCUGUCACAAAGGAAUAUCGGAGUAGUCGAACAAAUAACCAAAAACCAGCACCACACACACACACACACACACACACACACACACACACACACAAUACUCAUUUGAACCGUACAGCAUUUUCAGGAUAAAAGCAGGGUACUUUUCUGGAAAUGAAAGGAACUUGGGGCCAUAUGGUACAGUGGCUUGUUUAGACACUUUUUAUCACCUUAGAAAAGUUCAGAGUUUAGGAUACAACAUUUGAGUAUGUGAGCGUGUGUUUUGGUACCUGUUGCAUUGUUGUUAACGUGGUGUUAAAAUCCCACACUCCUGAAUACCACCUCUAGAAUGGCCAGCCAAUACCUGCACUGUGGCACCAGAGACUCGGAAUAGAGCGCUUUGGCACUAAGCCACAUUUCCCUGAAGCUUAAAGACAUAUUUUUGGAGAAAAAAAAAGAAGUCGUAUUUUACAUCAGAGCUUAGCAAUGAAACUUAGAGAAUGAAACAAUGUAAGCGUUGUUUUUAAAGGGAGAAUCAAUAGCUCUUAACAGGAAGACCAUGCUGCAUUUUCCUGAGUCCUCCUGUACAUAUACCAUGCUUAUUCAACCUUGCCCUUUCAAGGCACAAACAAGAAAUAGAGAGAACACACAGAAGGGCAGCAGAAGGGUUUUUAGAGAUGGUAUUAGUGGACAGAGGGUGACCUCAAAAUAUAUUUUUUGUAUGUAUUUUAUGAGUGUUUUCUUUCCUUGGCCGCCCCUGUAAAACACCACAUUCUAUGGAUCAUGAGAUUUUAUUUAGGAUGUCCUCCUAACCUAAGCUGUCACCACUGUCUCUUAUACCGGUUCAGGCUGUGGCUUCUGCUCUCUUUGAUUACAGCAUCACAUGAUGCAGCAGGCUGGUUAGGAGGGCUACAGGGGGCUGGUUAGGAGGGCUGGGCCUGGUGAGGAGGACUGGGCCUGGUUAGGAGGGCUGGGCCUGGUUAGGAGGACUGCAGGUGGCUGGUUUCGGAGGGCUGCAGGGGGCUGGUUAGGAGGGCUGGGCCUGGUGAGGAGGACUAGGCCUGGUUAGGAGGACUGCAGGGGGCUGGUUAGGAGGGCUGGGGCUGGUUAGGAGGGCUGUCUCUGCUUAGGAGGGCUGGGCCUAGUUAGGAGGACUGCAGGGGGCUGGUUAGGAGGACUGGGGCUGGUUAGGAGGACUGCAGGGGGCUGGUUAGGAGGACUGCAAGGGGCUGGUUAGGAGGACUGGUGCUGGUUAGGAGGACUCCAGGGGGCUGGUUAGGAGGACUGGGCCUGGUUAGGAGGACUGCAGGGGGCUGGUUAGGAGGACUGGGCCUGGUUAGGAGGACUGCAGGGGGCUGGUUAGGAGGGCUGGGGCUGGUUAGGAGGGCUGUCUCUGCUUAGGAGGGCUGGGCCUAGUUAGGAGGACUGCAGGGGGCUGGUUAGGAGGACUGGGGCUGGUUAGGAGGACUGCAGGGGGCUGGUUAGGAGGACUGGGGCUGGUUAGGAGGACUGCAGGGGGCUGGUUAGGAGGACUGGGGCUGGUUAGGAGGACUGCAGGGGGCUGGUUAGGAGGACUGGGCCUGGUUAGGAGGACUGCAGGGGGCUGGUUAGGAGGACUGGGGCUGGUUAGGAGGGCUCCAGGGGGCUGGUUAGGAGGACUGGGUCUGGUUAGGAGGGCUGCAGGGUUGGUGACACUUAUAUUCUAGAGACUAUUAAAUAGCUUAUGGUUUCAUUCUAGCACAUAGAUGCACUCCCACAAUCACAUACAUAUUUCUAGAACACCAUGAUGAUGUCAUUGAGAUAUUCCCUUGGGGAGUGCAGUGUCUUUCUAAACAUGCUUUAGUGCCAGUUGAUAGAUUUAUUUCUGGCUACAUGGGGAGCUGUGUUUGUGUACGCUCCAAGGCUCACCACAGGGAUCUGGCUGGCUGGCAACAGCAAUAAAGUGAUGGAUAGAACACAAAUAUAUGUAUAUACGUAACUGGAUUCUCAUCAGUGGAGAGAGAAUGCUGUAUUUAGUAGCAGUCUGUAGGAGGCCCAUGAAUACAGUUUAUAUAUACAGUGAGGGAAAAAAGUAUUUGAUCCCCUGCUGAUUUUGUACGUUUGCCC